CAGAUUGAGCUAGUGUGUACAUUUGUUGUUGUUUUUAGAUAUACUUAGUAAAGACCUAGAAUUAUUCAACCUGACCAUGGCAAACCGAGGACCCAGUUAUGGACUGAGCCGCGAGGUGCAGGAGAAGAUCGAGCAGAAGUAUGACCCAGAGCUGGAGUCUCGACUGGUGGACUGGAUUGUCACUCAGUGUGGAGGAAAUCUAGAGAAACCCCAGCCGGGGAAGCAAAACUUUCAGAACUGGCUAGUGGAUGGCACUAUCCUCUGUAGAUUCAUUAACAGUUUGUAUCCGUGUGGAAAGGAGCCUAUAAAGAAGAUCCCAGAGACUCUGGUGGCCUUUAAGCAGAUGGAAAAGAUCUCACAGUUCCUGCAGGCAGCUGAAGCUUACGGAGUAAUAACUACAGAUAUUUUUCAGACAGUGGAUUUGUGGGAAGGAAAAGACAUGGCAGCCGUCCAGAGAACUCUAAUGGCCCUGGGUAGCGUCGCUCUCACAAAAGACGAUGGACAUUACCGAGGUAACCUGGACUGGUUUCACAGGAAAUCUCAAGGCAACCGGCGAGAGUUUUCUGAGGAGCAGUUGCGACAGGGUCAGAAUCUGAUUGGCUUACAGAUGGGCAGUAACCGUGGGGCAUCUCAGGCUGGCAUGACUGGUUACGGCAUGCAUCGGCAGAUUAUGUAAAACUAUACUAGUGCCCAGCAACUUGCCUAAAACACCCAGAAGACCUUAAACCCCCUCACCCCAGCCCUCACCGUGCAGUGUUCUUGGACGGUGCAUCUAUUCGAUGAAGAAGAGCAGUCUUAGUAACGUCAAAAACUGAAGUAUAGAGGUUUUAGGAUAACAGAGCAUGCCAGAUAUAUCUAUUUUAAGUUUGGUUUGCUCAGCUUGUGAUAAUAUCAAUUUAUUUAUUUGUAAAUGUAUGCAAAGUGAUAGUAAUUCUUAUAGUUUUAUCUAAGAAAGUCAAAACAACUGCCUUACUCUCUAUGAGUGAACAGUGUGUUGAUAUACCAAAUUACAGACAACUAUUAUUACAGACAGAAACUAUAACUAGUUUACAUAGUGUUUGAAUGUACAUUGAAGGACAAAGUUUGCCCUUCCAGAUACUGUAUUGCACCUGUUGUUAUUGCUGGGUUAUUGUGAACAGUUCCUUUGCUGUUUUAAUAGCAAAAAUUAGAAAUUAUAGGAUGUCAAUGCACAUACCUACCAGAAAGACUGUAUGCAGAUUAAUAAUAUAUUCAUUUGUUUUAUCAUUUUUGUGUGUGAAUAUUCCAUGUCCGUUUCAAAAUAAGCUUGAUUUUAGUGACCAUGUUUGAUGUAAAUGUUUAAUAAAUUGAUACCUUAA
Carassius carassius (crucian carp) is the source of this 1337-nucleotide messenger RNA. Its product is annotated as transgelin-3-like. The coding region runs from base 77 to 676 and encodes 199 amino acids. The transcript has 4 exons. The record is from RefSeq and is a predicted model, not a curated record. NCBI's taxonomy places the organism in Eukaryota, Metazoa, Chordata, Actinopteri, Cypriniformes, Cyprinidae. Gene Ontology annotation, molecular function: protein binding.